AACAAGGACUCCUACCGAGAAGCCAUAGCGGUUUCCACGGUCAUCGCCGCGCAUCAGCUGCGGGAAAUGCGAAUUCACGUCUACGCCAACUUACUGGAUCUGAUGAAAGUCCUCGACACGAUGAAUCGAGAAGAUCUGCGGAUAAUCAUACAGAAUUUUGGCUGCCUUGUGCGUUUCACUCACAUGGUGCGUCAGCUCUACGACAAGAUGACGACAGGCGCCCUUGAUGAUGUGUGGUAUCCCAAGCAUAUGCAGUGA
Dibothriocephalus latus is the source of this 258-nucleotide messenger RNA. The record is from the annotation of a GenBank genome assembly. Lineage: Eukaryota; Metazoa; Platyhelminthes; Cestoda; Diphyllobothriidea; Diphyllobothriidae.